ACAUAUCACAGAGACACUAGUGUCCCUUCUCUAUCCAAUUAUAUAUAUAAAGCUUCCAUUGAGGGGGACCUCGAAGCUAUCCAUUUUCAGAUCUCUCCUCCUCCAAUGGCCAACUCCAGAAACCCUAGAAAGCCCGUCAAGAAGAACCACCAAACCCAGACCCAGACCCAGAAUGCCCGGAAGCCGGAGGAGGAGAAACCGCCGUCUUGGGCGGUGGUGAGAAGCUUCCUCACCUGCAAACACGUCGUCCAAGCGCCGCCGCCGCCGCCGCAGCAACCAAGCCGGCAAGAGAAGAAGCAUCAAAAGAAAGAGCAGCCGUCGGAGGAGACCGCCGGCAAGAAAUGCAAGAAGAUGAAGUGCUCGGGCUCUCUAUGCAGCAACACGAAGGUGAUGCACCGGCCGGAGCCGGCGUCGCCGCCGGAAGAGAGCAAGAAACUGAGGGCCAGUUCUUCAAUGGAUGGCUCCGGGAGAUCUUCAGGGCUGGCUGCUGUUGUUGUUUCUAAUUGUUCGGGUAAUUCUGGUUCGAUGUCGUCGUCGGGGGGUUCGAGUUCUUCUUCUUCGGCGGCGGGGUCGUUCAGAGGGAUGCCGUUCAGGAGACUGUCCGGGUGUUAUGAGUGCAGAAUGGUGGUGGAUCCUGUUCUUGGGUUCACUAGGGAUCCUUCUCUCAGAGCCACUAUCUGUUCGUGCCCUGAUUGUGGUGAGGUCUUCAUGAAAGCUGAGAACUUGGAGCUUCAUCAGGCUGUUAGGCAUGCAGUAUCUGAACUGGGUCCGGAGGACACGAGCAAGAACAUAGUGGAGAUCAUUUUCCAAUCUAGCUGGCUGAGGAAACAAUCCCCAGUCUGCAAAAUCGACCGCAUCCUCAAAGUCCACAACACCCAGAAAACAAUCUCCAAGUUCGAAGAGUAUCGCGACGCCAUUAAAGCCAAGGCCACCAAGCUCCCCAAGAAACACCCCCGUUGCGUCGCAGACGGCAACGAGCUCCUCCGCUUCCACUGCACCACCUUCGACUGCUCUCUCGGCCUCAACGGCUCCACCAAUCUCUGCAACUCCAUCCCCACCUGCAACGUCUGCAGCAUCAUCAGAAACGGCUUCAAGGUCGCCGCGGCGGCGGGAAAAGGCAUCCUCACGACGGCCACAAGCGGGAAGGCCCACGACGAGGCAGCCGGAGCUGGGCCGGACGACGGGAAGAGGGCGAUGCUGGUGUGCAGGGUGAUCGCGGGACGGGUGAAGAAGAGCUCGGAGGGGGUGGCGGAGGAGUACGACUCGGUGGCGGGCGCCGCCGGAGCUUACGCGAAUUUGGAGGAGCUGUACGUGUUCAAUCCUAGGGCUAUAUUGCCCUGUUUCGUUGUAAUAUAUGGUGGCUUUAAUUAGCUGCAUUUUUCAAUUGUAAAAAGGAUUUUAAACAAGUUGAAUUUUGUUCUUA
Molecule: messenger RNA, 1423 nt
Organism: Diospyros lotus (date-plum)
Lineage: Eukaryota; Viridiplantae; Streptophyta; Magnoliopsida; Ericales; Ebenaceae
Exons: 2
Coding region: 106-1371 (421 amino acids)
Source: RefSeq, a predicted model, not a curated record